GUAUACCGAAGUGGUGAUCGUCCCAUCGCGAUAUGAGAGUGAAGGAAUAGUGAGUGCACCUGUGUCCAAGCAAAUGUGCGUGCACUAUAAUAUGUCCUGCGCAGCUGGCUGAUCUCCUUAAAGAAUUAUGUAGCUGAUAUAUUCAUAAGUACUAAGUAUUCAAGACACGUGAAGAGUGAAUCAAGAUGGUACCCCGUCCCGCGCCGCAGUCAUCUACCCCUCCUCUGAUACCCGAGUUCUUCGCCGGGAGGGAAGUAUUCAUUACCGGAGCUACUGGCUUUAUGGGAAAGGUCCUGGUGGAGCGACUGCUGUGGACAUGUCGCGACAUCUCCCGGCUGCACCUACUUCUGCGAGAGAAGAAGGACGUGGCCCCAGAGAAAAGACUCUCCCAGUUGAAGCAGUCACAGGUAUUCGACGUGAUCCGGCAACACUGCCCGAAGCAACUGGACAAGCUGAGCAUGCUCGCCGGUGACGUCACUAAGCGCAGGUUCGGGCUUGACAAUCACGCCAUCAGCCAACUGAAUCAGGUGUCAGUGGUGUUCCACUCGGCAGCCACGCUGAAGUUCGACGAGCCGCUGCCGGUGGCCUUGCAGCAGAACGUCCACUCUGUCGUCACACUCAUGGAUAUAUGUGAUCAGCUGCCUAAUAUGCAGGUGCUAGUCCACGUCUCAACCGCCUACAGUAACGCAGAACUCACCAGCGUGGAGGAGCGCGUGUACCCAGCGCCCGCGCAGCUGCAGCAGCUCAGUGCGCUGGUAGAAGCCUUACCUGCUAAUCUACUGGCAGAGAUCACGCCGCAGUUGAUAUCCCCGAAGCCGAACACAUACACAUUCACAAAAGCGAUGGCGGAGAGCGUGGUUGCCGAGCGAGCUAACUCUACCAACUAUGCUGUAGCUAUCUUCAGACCUACCAUAGUGAUAUCCUCCCUCCGCCAUCCAUUCCCUGGCUGGAUAGAAAACCUGAACGGUCCUUCAGGCGUAAUGGUGGGCGCCGGCAAGGGCUUGCUGCACGUGCUCAGCUGCGGCGCCGUGCGUCGUGCUGACAUGAUGCCGGUGGAUAUUGCUAUAGAUACUCUCAUAGCUGUGGCUUGGGAGGCCGCUAACGAUCAGCCAGGCUUCGCUCGCGUGUACAACUGCAGCUCGUGCAUGGACGGCACAUCGUGGGGCCAGUUCCGCGAGCGCAUGAUGCGCUGUGUGCGCGAGUACCCCUUCGAUAGCGUGCUCUGGUACCCCUUCGGCGUGCUGAGUGAGAACACGCUGAUGCAGCGGUUCUUGGAGACAACGCUGCAAACUGUGCCGCUAUACAUCGUCCACUAUAUCUCCAAGUUAUGCGGGAUCAAGUCCAGACCAAGCAUGACAACAGUAAGCAAACGCUUACACGCGAUGAACGAGGCGUUAAAGUUCUUCGCGUUACGAGAGUGGCACUUUAACACCGACAACGUGCAACAACUGAUGCACAGGCUGGCACCUGCUGAUGCCGCUGUGUACAACCUCGACCCAGGGACUAUUGACUGGGAGUCUCACUGCGAGGACUUCGUGAAAGGCACGCGCAAGUACCUGCUGCGCGAGAAGGACCAGGACAUCGAGGCUGCCAGGAGACGCAUGCAUGUCCUACACAUGAUCCACAGUUUAACAAAAAUACUCCUAACUGUACUGAUGGUUCGACUCGCGUACCGCUCCACUCCCGCCAUCUUGCGGGCAGUAGCGGUACUAACGAGAUUGAGACGACGCGGCGCCACUGUCGCUCUUAGCGGGUGAAACUAUUUUAUGGUGAAAAGUGUAUUUUAAGAAGUUGAGAGGUUUUAAUUUAUAAAGUAGAAUAAAGGAUAUUAUGUAAGUUUGAUAAUUUUGUAAACAUGACAAGAAUGUAGUUCAGGUAUAAAUAAAAUUGUCAAGGUUUAGGUAAGUUUUUUUGUGAUGAAUGAUAUUAAAAUGUUUUGAUCACAAUUCCAUAUUGCUCCGUGCUAAAACAAUAUAAACGUACUUUAUGUACUUAUACAUUGCUAACUGGAAGCAUUAUAUUUUGUCAUAAAAAAAAUAAUCUUACGGCUUUAAUUUAAUAUGGGUUUAAGAUAUAAUUAUAAUAUUUAUAAAUUAAAUGUAUGAAAUAAUACAUAAAUGGUGCUUCAUUAAAGUAAUCUUAAUAACGGAAGACAGAACAUGGUUAAUUUAGUAGGCAAGUUUAACUUAAGUAUAAGUUUGUGAAAAUGUUAAAAAGAUACAUUUUUCCCUCGGUAUAUUUUAAGGAAAAUUGAACCUUGUAUUUGUUGUAUUAAUAGCAAUAAGUUAUGAGAAUAAGUUAACAAAUAAUAAUGGUAACUGAGUGCAAUAAUUCAUAAUAAUUAAUUUAAGUUCGUAGUAAAAGGUACGCUGUAUUAAAAUCUUAUUAUUUUGUAAAGAUUUUUGAUAAUAAACAUCUGUGAUUGGAAAAA
Helicoverpa zea (corn earworm) is the source of this 2431-nucleotide messenger RNA. Its product is annotated as putative fatty acyl-CoA reductase CG5065. The record is from RefSeq and is a predicted model, not a curated record. Gene Ontology annotation, molecular function: alcohol-forming very long-chain fatty acyl-CoA reductase (NADP+) activity. The transcript has 14 exons. Gene Ontology annotation, biological process: long-chain fatty-acyl-CoA metabolic process. The coding region runs from base 186 to 1757 and encodes 523 amino acids. NCBI's taxonomy places the organism in Eukaryota, Metazoa, Arthropoda, Insecta, Lepidoptera, Noctuidae. Gene Ontology annotation, cellular component: peroxisome.